GCGGCUCGCGCCUGCGCGGAGACCACUAACCUUGUAACGUCGACCUCGCGGUCUAUGUUAUGCCUAAAAGAGGCAUCGAAAACUAUAGCAUAUGUCACCCCUCAGGCAGCAACAGGUUGCAAAGCAUGCUGCAAGCAGAAUAAAUAGGUGAAACAGACAAAAGAGAUUAGAGACCACGUAGACGACUCUACAAAGUCAGCCGGUAUUAAAACCAAGUAGCUAACUUCACAUCAUUACGCGCUACAAAUUAGAAAAAUGGCUUCUGUAAAGUUUGCAGUUGUUGAUGUAAACGAUUAUUUAUCAAAAAAACAAUCUACUGAACUAGAUUUGGCGGCAGAAUGGGCUAAAUUGGAAGAGCUAUACAAUAAAAAAUUAUGGCAUCAAUUAACUCUAAAAGUACAGGAAUUAGUGAAUCAACCAUCACUAAAAUCAGGAGACAACUUAAUACAGCUAUACAAUAAUUUUUUAAGUACUUUUGAAAAUAAAAUAAACCCUCUGUCUCUUAUUGAAAUUUGCGCCCACAUUGUAGAGCAGUAUGCAAACAAAAAAGAGGCCAUUGCAUUCCUAGAGAAGAUGGAGCCGAAGGUCAAAGUUAAUGAUGAGGCACUUACACUCUGUAAGGUGCUGCAAGGUCAAAUCUACUUGGAACAGCUGAAUGACCUGGACGCCACAGAGAAAAUUAUAGAACAGCUUGAAGGCACCUUGGAGGAUGCAGACGGAGUUACCCCCGUACAUGGCCGGUUUUACAAAUUAGCUUCCGAAUAUUACAGGGUGCGCGGUCCGCUGGCGCGGUACUACCGGUGCGCGCUGCGCCACGUGGGCUGCGCGGCGGGCGGAGCCCUGCUGGAGCCCGAGCAGCGCCGCGCCUGCGCCCUCCGCCUCGCGCUCGCCGCAGUGCUCGCGCCCACAGUCUACGACCUCGGGGAGCUGCUGGCGCACCCGAUCCUGGAGUCGCUGGAGGGCACGCGCGAGGCGUGGGCGCUGGCGCUGGUGCGGGCGGCGGCGGCCGGGGACGUGGCGGCCUUCGAGAGAGCCCGGGCCGCCGCCCCGCACCCCGACCUGCAGCGCGCCGACCGACAGCUGCGGCAGAAGGUCGCCAUACUCUGCCUCAUGCAGAUGGCGUUCAACCGUACUUCGGCGCAGCGCAAGCUCACGUUCAGCGAGAUAGCGCGCGAGGCUCGCGUGCCUCACGAUGAGGUGGAGUUACUCGUCAUGAAGGCUUUGGCGGAGAAGCUCAUACGAGGUCAUAUUGAUCAGGUCAGCGAGAGCGUGCAGGUGCGGUGGGUGCGACCUCGGGCUCUGCCCCGCGCGGGUGCUGCGGCGCUGGCGGAGCGCCUCGCCGCCUGGGGGCAGGCCGUCGGCGCAGCCGCAGACCUGCUCGCAGGCGCCGCCCCAGACCUGCUUACCUGAGAUAGUAAUGAUGCUGCCGACCCCACUCACGGCCAGGAAGCAAAUAACAUCAGCAUUAUAAAACAUUUAAAAUAAGUUAAUUUUAUAUAACAUUAUAAUAACUGUCUUUAUGGAAACUAGAAAAUUGGCUAUUGUAAUAUAUAUUACUU
Molecule: messenger RNA, 1559 nt
Organism: Achroia grisella
Lineage: Eukaryota; Metazoa; Arthropoda; Insecta; Lepidoptera; Pyralidae
Gene: Rpn9
Product: 26S proteasome non-ATPase regulatory subunit 13
Exons: 11
Coding region: 256-1410 (384 amino acids)
Biological process (GO): ubiquitin-dependent protein catabolic process
Cellular component (GO): cytosol; proteasome regulatory particle, lid subcomplex; nucleus
Molecular function (GO): structural molecule activity
Source: RefSeq, a predicted model, not a curated record